UCAUCAUAAGUUCACGUAGGUUUCUGUAUGAACCCGCUAUAUUUACUCUCCGGUUUGGAAUUUACAUGCUAUUCGAUUAUUGGUAAUCGUACGGAAAGGUGUAAAUAUUUGUCUUUUUAGUACGUCGUCAUUGCAAGCCAACGUGUGAACUUUUUUUUUCAAUCUGCACACAUACUUGUUACGCAAAAAAAGACCAAUAAGUGGCGUGAAAAAGAACUAAACAACAUAGCGAAAAAUGUCCUUUCGGAUGCUGACCACCCGGUUGUAUAAACAUGGUCGCCUGCUGGUUCAGAGCUAUUUCAAGCGGGACCUUCACAUCACCAACGUUUGGAACAGCCCAACCGAAAGCGUAAAAGUGAACACAAUAAACGAAACACUUCGGCAUGAUCUGCGGAUCAGUGAGUUCCGGAACAACAGCUUCCUGCGCUUCGGUAACCAGGCUCGUCGCCUGUUUAUCGAUAAUGUGCUGAACAGGGUCACCAACCCGUACUCCGUGGAUCUUCGCCUUCAGGCUACCAAGAAAUUGUUGUACGGAGAUUCGACACCUUUCUUUGCACUGGUAGGUGUGAGUUUGGCCUCGGGGGAUGGUGUUUUGACGAAAAAUGACGAACUUGAAGCAGUGUGCUGGGAGAUACGGCAUGCGAUGUCCAACUUCCAGCAAAAGGUGGGCGAAAAGGAUAUCGAAUCUCGCUUGGACGAAGAGUUUGGCGUAGAAAAUUUGAACAUUGGUCCACCGAUUGCUACAGGAUGUUCGGCAGUCGUUUAUGCUGCUUCGCUGAAAGAACCGACUGCAACCGACCAGGAUGCAGGAAGUUACAAUCCCAACCAUUUCUCAUCGUCGGGUGUAAUGUCACCGUCAUCGAAUGAGGGUUCUGAUGUAUCGGAACACUGGAGAAGCACCGACAAUCUCUUGUUCCCGGAACGUAGUCCAUCGAUGGCUCUGCAACAAAUGGCCAACGGGGGUAAUCGAGAAGCUAGCAAGCCGGUCUUCAAAAACCGUAAGGUUCGCUUCAAUAGUGAAACACGAACAAGAACUAUGUCGGAAAGCAACUCGUAUAGUCAGCAUCAGACGCAUGAGGAAGCCACGAAAGAAGCUAACGAUGGGCAAAACUAUUCUGUCGAUGAAUACCCGUUGGCUUUGAAAAUGAUGUUCAACUAUGACAUUCAGAGCAACGCCAUGGCUAUACUGAAAGCAAUGUAUCGCGAAACGGUGCCGGCGAAAAGAAGAACCGUGGAAAGCUCAUGGGAGAAAAGUUUGAUGGAGAAAACAAACUUCCUUCCUCCCCAUCCGAACAUUGUUGAAAUGUAUGGCGUUUUUUGCGAUCAAGUACCGGAUUUGUCCAUGUCUACCACACUCUACCCGAUGGCCUUACCGCAGCGACUGAAUCCAGAAGGCUUCGGGAGGAACAUGAGUCUCUUUCUGCUGAUGAAACGGUAUAGUAUAAACUUGAGGGACUAUCUGCAGCAGAACAACUUGGAUAUGCGCACACGCAUUUUGCUGUUCGCCCAACUGCUGGAAGCUAUUGCACAUCUCAACCGUCACGGUGUGGCACACCGGGACAUCAAAUCGGAUAACAUUCUCAUAGAACUACGCCCGAACAUGCCGCCCACGGUGGUGUUGACCGACUUUGGAUGCUGCAUCGCAGAUAAGCGCCACGGAUUGCGCAUCCCGUACACAUCGGACGAAAUUGAUAAAGGUGGCAAUGUGGCUCUCAUGGCACCGGAAAUAAUCGCUCAACAGGCAGGCUCGUUUGCAAUGCUGAACUACACCAAAGCAGACCUAUGGGCGUGCGGGGCAAUUGCAUAUGAAAUUUUUGGCGGAACUAAUCCGUUUUACUCUGGCGAGAAUUCCGCGCUGAAAAAUACAACCUACGAAGAGGAUAUGCUACCCCCGAUGAACCAAAAUGUCCCUCGACUGAUUCAAUGCCUUGUGCAGAACAUCCUACAAAAAAAUCCAAACAAGCGUUUGAGCCCGGAUGUCGCAGCCAAUGUGGUGCAGUUAUUUUUGUGGUCGCCCUCAGUAUGGUUACGGGAGGGAUUUACCCCGUCCAGCAACGAAAUUCUGCAAUGGUUGUUGAGCCUUACUACGAAAAUCCUAUGCGAGGGUCCGUUGCGGGUAACCCCGGAUGACACGAUGGGCCGACGGACGUAUACGGAGUACUUAUUGAUUGCUAGUUUUCUAACUCGUGCCCGUCUGGAACGCAUCAAGCGUGCGCUAGCUUGGAUUCAUACGGUAAAUGCUGAUACAGCCAGCCUGUAGGCUGUAAGUAGAGUUAUGUGAUAUUGCUGUUUCUGUGAACUGAAAAGAUGGAGCGGGUUUAAUAAAGAAUAUUUAUUUUAAAAGAAUGGAAACUA
Molecule: messenger RNA, 2355 nt
Organism: Anopheles coustani
Lineage: Eukaryota; Metazoa; Arthropoda; Insecta; Diptera; Culicidae
Gene: Pink1
Product: serine/threonine-protein kinase Pink1, mitochondrial
Exons: 6
Coding region: 236-2260 (674 amino acids)
Biological process (GO): autophagy of mitochondrion; regulation of apoptotic process; positive regulation of mitochondrial fission
Cellular component (GO): mitochondrion
Molecular function (GO): protein serine/threonine kinase activity; ATP binding
Source: RefSeq, a predicted model, not a curated record